AUGGCGACAGGGCAACUAUCCGUCCUUCCACCAGAGAUUCGAGCCAUGGUCUGGAAGUUUUCGCUUCCUGAUGACGUAUCUGAGGUCUGCAUCUUCCAGAAGCCGUCGAUAUUUGCCACGUCGGUAUUUUCUACCUUAGUGGUCGACACUGCUUUUCCAGCCUUGGUACAUGUAUGUCGCGAAACCCGUCACUUCGUCUUCAACACCAAAAUCAGUGGUAUUUCGUUUCGUUACUCCGACCGCGCUGGCUGCGACACGCCCUAUCGACCCUUCCGAAACGAACUUGAUACGUUGCUCAACGCAUAUGGUUCUGGUAUCAACCACAUUCCAACUAAUGUCGACUCCACGGUAGAGACAAUGGCUUCAGCUCACAAUAUCGGUGAUAUAGACGCCAUCAGAGAGGUGUCAGAGCUGUCUUACAUAGUCAGCAGCUUUCCAGAUUUGGAGCAUCUGGCGGUGCGAGUACCGGCAAGGCGCAUGCACAUCCUCCAAGUCUUUAUACGGGAAAUAUUGCACCACUUCUUGCCUCGACUGAAAACUGUUACAUUUGUCACUGUGCAAGCCACUAGUACUGUUCAAGCCACUGAUACUUUGCAAGCCACUGGUACUGGUGGUCCACUGCUACUCCCAGACUUCCAGCCGCCCGAGGGCAGGUGCAAACUGCAUCGAUUCUCUACGAAAGAGAUGGAGCACCUUGCAAUCAAGACACGCCAAGAUGACAUCCAGAGCAUGGAUGAUUUGAUUGCCAGCGUAGUAUUGGACUCUAUGAAACUUCGAGCGUUCGUCGAUGCCACCAAAGCAAAGUACAAAUCGUCACUGGCCAAAAAGAUAGAAAUUGAAAAAACCAUGGACUCUACGAACGGAGAGAAAAUCUUCCAGGACAUCCUGGAACGGGCCGUCGACUUCCAAGCGCAUACCUUCAUCGAGUACCAAAACGGCUUAUGGAACCGAGCCACGGCACAUCCAUCUGAACAGAUUACUCAUAUUUCCUGUUUAUUGCUCGACCACCACCAUAUUUACCCUGACGCUUUCGUCUACAGAGACGGCGCGUAUAUUGCGAAGCGGGAAAUUCCAGCGUUGUGCGCAGCGGAAGGGCAAAGAAGGUUCGAGAAACUGCAUCAGGAAUUUGUUAAACUAGGACUUAUCGAAGAAGAUGCACAAGUGGACGACGAAGAUGAGGGGGACGAUGGGGAUGACGAAGAUGACAACGGUGACAACGAUGCCUGA
Molecule: messenger RNA, 1227 nt
Organism: Colletotrichum gloeosporioides
Lineage: Eukaryota; Fungi; Ascomycota; Sordariomycetes; Glomerellales; Glomerellaceae
Exons: 2
Coding region: 1-1227 (408 amino acids)
Source: RefSeq, a predicted model, not a curated record